This is a messenger RNA of Leptonychotes weddellii (Weddell seal), 648 nucleotides long. The record is from RefSeq and is a predicted model, not a curated record. Lineage: Eukaryota; Metazoa; Chordata; Mammalia; Carnivora; Phocidae.
CGGAAAGUGACCCGCGUCUCCAUGGCGACGCGUCACAAAGCAGCCACGCGCAGCCCACAGCACCCAGUCCAGCAGAAGCAGAGGGCACCGUCACGGCCUCUUUUGAGCAGAAUGGCACGGACUGGGCCCGAGGCCGCGUGCCCCUCUCAAAGCGGCCACAAGAUUCAGCCAAGUGAUACCACCUGGGAUUCCUAUGCCACCACCAUGAGGACUGCUUACACGCCCAAGACUGGAGCUGUGCCUGCUUUAAUUCGCCAAAAAAGUAUCAGAAGACUAGGAUAUACAUAUUCACUUAGUGACCCUAUUCCCAACCAGACACAGUACAAUGAUGAGUAUGUUUGGAAAACAUAUUCGAAAGAAGAUUUAAUAAAAAACGGGACUUCAAGAGGAAUCAGGAGACACAAAUCUCACCCCAGUCAAAAGCCAGAAAAAAGAGGGAAACAACAGCAGCUUCAUAUUGUCUAUAAGAAAACAAUUAAGGUGUUUAAGAGACACACGGAUUUCUGUUACAAGGAUCCUGACAAGUGCCUGAUUCUCUACGGCGAUGAUCAGCUGAAAGAUAAAGUUCAAGGUGAACAAUUGGCUCCUGAUAGCAAACAUACUCGAACUCAUCAAGCCAGCACUGUGGAGAACAGUUAUUCAGAGUGA